GUCAUUCGCCAAUCAUUCGAUUCAGAAAGAUAUAGAUAUAGACGGUCAGAUCGGCGAUAUAGCUAGAUUGUUGAGAAAAGAGAUAUGAAAGGAGAUGACGAUUUUGGACCGGAUCGCCGGAUUGAGUUUGAGACCGAUGAUGAAGAGAAUGAGGCGCAAAGAGCCUGCGACAGCGAGGAUGACUCGGAUUCCGACUCGGUUGAUCACUCUCGACACGCUUCCGGAGUCUACGUUGAUUCCGACGAGCUAUUAUGGCCUCAAAGUUACAGGCAGUCAAUUGAUAUGUAUUCGACUAUAAAUACAAAUUCCUUUAGCUUUUUAAGGGGAUCUCAGUCUUCCAAUUCCGAUUCUCUACUGACAACACCCUUAGUUACAGUAGAAAAUCCAGACAAUGAAGGACAAAUUGGGAUGCCCUUGAUUGAUAAGCCAAUUUCUUCCCAGACUGGCUUCUUUGUGGAUGAGUUACCACCACCAAGCGAGCAAUGUUCAUAUCUCCAGACAGUCCUAAAUGCAAUCAAUAUUCUGUGUGGAAUUGGGCUUGUUUCCACACCUUAUGCACUCAAACAGGGAGGGUGGUGGAGUCUCUCCAUUCUUUUUAUACUGGGAAUGAUCACUUGCUACACUGGAGUUCUGUUAAAAAGAUGUCUAGAAAGUUCACGUGAUCUCAAAACUUACCCGGAUAUUGGCCAAGCUGCAUUUGGAGUGUCUGGUCGCAUAAUCUUAGCUAUAACCUUGUACAUGGAGUUAUACUCUUCUUGCGUGGAGUACUUGAUUAUGAUGAGUGAUAAUCUCUCUUCAUUUAUGCCAAAUGCUAAUAUGAGUUUUGCUGGAAGUAGCCUUGAUUCAUUUCAACUCUGUGUUAUAAUAUCAACUCUCUGUAUUCUUCCAACUGUGUGGCUUCGAAAUCUAAGCCUGCUUUCAUAUCUUUCAGUUGGUGGAGUAGUAACAGCAAUUCUAGUUUCAGUUUGCUUGUUUUGGGUUGGAACAAUUGACAAUGUUGGUUUCCAUCCAAAUGAUAGAGCUUUAGAAAUUGCAAAGCUACCUAUCACAAUAGGCCUCUUUGGUUUCUGCUAUGGCAGUCAUUCUGUUUUUCCAAAUAUCUAUUCUUCAAUGAAGGACCCAUCAAGAUUCCCCUCUGUGCUUAUAAUCAGCUUCAUUUCAUCCACUCUUUUGUAUGCUGGGGUUGCAGUAUGUGGUUUUCUUAUGUUUGGUGAUGAAACAAAGUCUCAAUUCACAUUAAACAUGCCACCUGAAUUUACCGCCUCCAAAGUUGCUGCUUGGACGAUGUUCAUUGCUCCUCUGACAAAGUAUGCAUUGACAAUCACUCCCAUUGCGUUCAGUAUCGAGGAACUGUUGCCAUCAGCCAAGCUCAGUUCUUCUUAUGGUAGAUCAAUAAUCAUAAGAACAAUACUGGUUGCAUCUACCUUUGUAGUUGCACUAUCAUUUCCCUACUUCGGAUCUGUAAUGGCUUUCAUUGGGAGUUUCCUUGUGAUGCUUCUUUCUAUCGUUUAUCCUUGUGCCUGCUACCUGAGCAUCACCCGGGGUCGAUUAUCAAAUUUAGAGGUUGCAACUAAUGUUGUGAUAAUGAUGAUUGGCCUUUUCUGUGCUUUGGUGGGAACUUAUUCAGCUAUUGCAAGUGCAGGAGAAGAGAAGGGGCAAUGAUGAACUCAAUGUGUGUUUUCUAAAUUGUUGAGAAAUAGCUAGCUAGCUGGUAUUUAAUCAGAUGGAUUUAUGGUUACUUCUGUUUCAAUUAAUGUACUAUUUUCAUUUUUGU
Impatiens glandulifera is the source of this 1774-nucleotide messenger RNA. RefSeq names its product amino acid transporter AVT1D-like. The record is from RefSeq and is a predicted model, not a curated record. The transcript is spliced from 11 exons. NCBI's taxonomy places the organism in Eukaryota, Viridiplantae, Streptophyta, Magnoliopsida, Ericales, Balsaminaceae. Gene Ontology annotation, cellular component: plasma membrane. Bases 85 to 1662 code for a protein of 525 amino acids.